AUGCCUCUUUCUCCUGCACACCAUUGGAAUCUGGGCAUCGGCCCGAUAUCAUGUCAUGCAUGGAAUCGGGAUCGAACCAUGCUUGCUGUUUCACCUUCAAAUAACGAAAUUCACAUAUUCCAAUGGAAUGAAGGAUGGAAGCCGGUAGAAGUUCUAGCUGAACAUGAUUUACCCAUAACUGGCUUAGAUUGGGCACCAAAAACUAAUAGAAUAGUAUCAUGUGCACAAGAUAAAAAUGCUUUUGUGUGGACCUUUGACGGAGAACGCUGGAAACCAGAACUUGUUGUUUUGCGUAUGCAACGAGCAGCAACUUGCGUAAGGUGGUCUCCUUAUGAAAAUAAAUUUGCCGUUGGUAGUGGAGCUAAACUAGUAUCGGUUUGUUACUAUGAGAAAGAGAAUGAUUGGUGGAUUUGUGAACACAUCAAAAAACCAAUUCGAUCGACCGUUACUUGCAUUGAUUGGCAUCCAAAUAAUGUGUUGCUCGGAGUUGGUGCAUGUGACUUCAAGGCCCGUGUGUUUUCAGCCUAUGUAAAGGAAGUAGAUGAGAAACCGUCACCAAAUCCAUGGGGCACUAAAAUGCCUUUUGGUGCUUUGAUGUGUGAAGUGAAAAGCUCUGGAUGGAUUCACCGUGUUUCCUUUUCACCAUCCGGUUGUAGAAUGUCUUACGUUGCUCAUGAUUCAACCAUUGCAGUCAUUGAUACGAAUCGUUCAUUAGAAGAAGCAGUAAUUAUGCGUACAAUUCAUCUACCUUUCACUUCCCUUCAAUGGGUCACAGAAAACACUCUUAUCGCUGCUGGCCAUGAUUGUUCUCCUAUGCUUUUUAUAUACCUAGACGACCAGCUUAAAUUUGUAACAAAACUUGACAUUCCUUCGGAACCGAAAUCAACCUAUGUAAACAGUGCAAUGCAGAAAUUCCGCAAUAUUGAUCGAAAUGCAGCUGUCGAAGCUGUCGAUGUGCGCUUGAAAACGAUGCAUCAAAAUGCCAUAACGCAAAUUUUACCACAUAGUGGUCGCAACGAUAACAUACAGAAAUUCAGUACCUGUGCAAUUGAUGGUUUAGUCGUACUAUGGGACUUGAGGGUUAGUCUUUGUUGUAUAAGUCUAUUAUAUGUAUUUUCAGCAAGUUUCAUAGUUUAA
Thelazia callipaeda (thelaziosis nematode) is the source of this 1137-nucleotide messenger RNA. Lineage: Eukaryota; Metazoa; Nematoda; Chromadorea; Rhabditida; Thelaziidae. The record is from the annotation of a GenBank genome assembly.